AUGAAUGCAAGUGUUAACCGUAAACGUUUGCGUUCGAACGAGAGUGACGGGUGCUUUGCUCUGCAGCGGAAAACCUUCGUCAACCAGCAGAUGAUGGACCAACAGGACCCAAACAAAAUGAAACGAAUACUUGCGAAAACAAUCAAUUUGCUGUUCCAGGGAGCAAAGCAUCACGACAAAGAUUUGGUUGCCAAUCAGCAGGAGUCACUGAAAUCGGUUCGUUUGCUCGGUAGCGGAGAAAUAGAUUAUGAUAUGAACGCCACGUCUUCCUGGUUGGGAAAGAAAGCUGAUCGAAAAUGUCGCCAGUGCGAUCGUAUGGCGAUUGUGCACGCGGAUUGCAUCAACUGCAACUUGGAAUUGUGCGAGUACUGUGGUGUGAACUGCAACUUUUGCCCGGAAAAGAUUUGUCUGAACUGUGUGAACAUAUUUCAAUGCGUAUCGCAUGAGCUGCCCUGCUGUGAGCAAUGCAAAAUGUUUGUUUGA
Molecule: messenger RNA, 483 nt
Organism: Anopheles marshallii
Lineage: Eukaryota; Metazoa; Arthropoda; Insecta; Diptera; Culicidae
Exons: 4
Coding region: 1-483 (160 amino acids)
Biological process (GO): extrinsic apoptotic signaling pathway
Molecular function (GO): CD27 receptor binding
Source: RefSeq, a predicted model, not a curated record